Pteronotus mesoamericanus is the source of this 5106-nucleotide messenger RNA. It is a transcript of the gene YIPF6, whose product is annotated as Yip1 domain family member 6. The coding region runs from base 26 to 736 and encodes 236 amino acids. The record is from RefSeq and is a predicted model, not a curated record. Gene Ontology annotation, biological process: endoplasmic reticulum to Golgi vesicle-mediated transport. Gene Ontology annotation, cellular component: trans-Golgi network; membrane. The transcript is spliced from 7 exons. Lineage: Eukaryota; Metazoa; Chordata; Mammalia; Chiroptera; Mormoopidae.
GCGACCCAGCAGCAGGCGGGCCAAGAUGGCGGAGGCGGCGGAGUCUCCAGGAGACCCGGGGACAGCAUCGCCCAGGCCCCUGUUUGCAGGCCUCUCAGAUAUAUCCAUCUCACAAGACAUCCCUGUGGAAGGAGAAAUCACCAUUCCUAUGAGGUCUCGCAUGCGGGAAUUCGACAGCUCCACAUUAAAUGAGUCUGUUCAGAAUACCAUCAUGCGUGAUCUAAAAGCUGUUGGGAAAAAAUUCAUGCAUGUUUUGUACCCAAGGAAAAGCAAUACUCUUUUGAGAGAUUGGGAUUUAUGGGGCCCUUUGAUCCUUUGUGUGACACUCGCAUUAAUGCUUCAAGGAGGCUCUGCAGACAGCGAAAAUGAUGGCGGGCCCCAGUUUGCGGAAGUGUUUGUCAUUAUCUGGUUUGGUGCAGUUACCAUCACCCUCAACUCAAAACUUCUGGGAGGAAACAUUUCUUUUUUUCAGAGUCUCUGUGUGCUGGGUUACUGUAUACUUCCCUUGACGGUGGCAAUGCUGGUUUGCCGGCUUGUACUUUUGGCCACACCAGGACCAAUAAACUUCAUGGUCCGGCUUUUUGUGGUGAUCGUGAUGUUUGCCUGGUCUAUAGUAGCCUCUACAGCUUUUCUUGCUGACAGCCAGCCUCCAAACCGCAAAGCACUUGCCGUUUAUCCCGUUUUUUUAUUCUAUUUUGUCAUCAGUUGGAUGAUUCUCACCUUCACUCCUCAGUAAAUUGGAAAAUGGAAAUGAAAAACCAGUGAAUUGAAAGCUCAUCUGAACAAUGCAAUUCACCAUGGAGUUUUGCCUCUGGCCCUGUUCUGUCUAAUUCUGGAGCCAUUUGGUAACUGGCUACGUGAGGACAUUACAAGGGAGCCAUAACGCACUGUUGCCACUUGUGUAAGGAACUGAUGUUUGAAAGGCUGUUCUUUCCUCUUAACGUUAUUUCUUUAAAAUACAUGUGCAUAGUACACCCAGUAUACUGCCUUCUUAAGGUGCAAUAGGGGUCACUGUGUUCCAUUUGGUUAACAGCCAAUGACAUGGAAAGCACAUGCAUACAUCCUGCAAGUUGAAUAGAUUUGGUAACUGCAUUUCCAAUUUAGAAUACCAGUUCAGGUGUAGCUCCUAAACACAUUGCCUUAUGACUAUUAGAAUAUGCCUCUCUCGUUAGAUUAAGAAUGGAUAGUCUGUAUCCAUUUUCUUUUAUUUCUCUCUGAAGUUUAAAAAGGCAAUGACAGAGUUUGGGAGGGGGUUCAUAGAUGUGGGAGGAAAAAAGAUGCACUAACCAGUAUUCAGAUUUUGGUCAUAGAAAAUUCUGCACUUGUUGCUUUUGAAAAAGCAAGAGACAUUUGAAGAAUCAGCUUUAGCCUUUUUGUAUGGUCACCUAACUGCCAUGCUUAACAGCACCUCAGUGACACUCUAGUUUUAAUCUUACGCCCUAGCUCAGAAUAUGCAAACUAAGAUGUGAGCAGCAACGUGUAGUUUUCCUCUGACUGAUGCUCUCAGUGGUCCAGUGUUUGAACUUACCCAAGUACAUCACCUCAGAAACGUGGACUGGUGGGUCCCUAAGGUGUAUUGUCUUGUGGGCACAUUCCCUUAGAGGUGGAAUGAGGCAGUUUGAAUACAGCAUAGCUAUAAGGAAUUCCUUAAUAUUCUGUGUACUAUGGCCACUAACGAGAAAGUGAAGCUAAAUCAGAAUCCUGCAUUUAGCCAUGUGAACAGGGAGGGAUUUAGUGUUCUGAUGGCUGGUUCACAGAGCAGCUGGACGCUUAGAGCACGAUGUAGGAGGAGGUGACUUUAGAGCUGCCGCCUUUUCAUAGUGGGCACAGCCGUUUCUUCAUUAGAUGUGGUUUUUGGGUUGGGGGAUAGCAAUUUAUUGUCUUGGUUCUGGACUUUAUUUGUAAAGCAAAUUAGCUUUCCUUUAGACAAGGACUUUUUUGCACAUGCGCACCUACUUGUAUCCUCAGCUAUUUAUGCACACAAGUGUGUAGGCUUUUCAGGGAGCAGAGUGUCUGGGGCAGGCUGAUUUCUGAGCUAAACAGGGCUCCUUUAACGUAAUAUGAGCUGCUGCCUUCUAUAAAUUGCACAUUGAAGAACUCUUAAUAGGCAAAGACUAGGAGUCAGACAGAAAACAUUUGUUGUAAAUAUACAUGUACUUAGAAAGAGGAAUUUCUUAUUCCACAAUUUUUCUUUAUCGUAGAAUUUAAAUAUUUAUUCAUUUUGUAUUUAAAGACUACCUACACAUAGAUACAUAAUUUUAAACACAUUUUCUCCAUCCCCAGAUUAACCACGUGAACAAUACUUGGACAGUUGUGUUCUUGGAAUGAUAUUCAACUACAAAAGCAUUACAAAGUUGGCCCCCUCUGUCCCAGCCUUGGCCAAAGUUUUUGGUUAUAUAUUUUUGUUUAUUUCAAAUUCCCUUUUAAGUUCUAAAGUAAACUGUGUGCAAUGACUAAGCUAGUGCUUUAGUCUUGAAUUGGUAAAGAAAAUAUUUUGAAACUGGUCCAAAAUUUGAAAUUAGUCCUAAAUUAUCAUCCAUAUCCAUUAUCUGAAAUUUUCCAAUUGCCACUAAAAAGAUCUGUCUUCCAAAGUUUGUUUAUAAUCUGUCCCAGUGAUUAUAAUGUAAAGCUAAAGAAAUAACGAUGCUUCUCAAAGGAAAUUAAGUCUUUACGAAAUUUUACACAGGCUAGAUAUUUGUUCAGAAAUUUCCAAGGCCACAGCUCUGAGGGGAGUUCGAGUAUAUACAUCUGAGAGGGCAUUAUACAUAGUGGGUGUGAAGGCAGCUUGUUCUGUGUAUUAAUCUGUUGCUCUUAGGUGACGUAGGGAAUAGUUUCACUUGAUUUAAAUGAAGGUGGGUAAAAUGGAAAUUUAAUGAUCUUUUGGAGAAUGAGUAGUCAGUCUGAGGGUGUAUACAUAUUUUCUUACUAUAUGCAACAAGUGCAUUGCUUUCUGUGACAGAAGACCUGAGUAUCUGGAAGUUGUAACCCUCAACACAGCUUUCCCUGAUUUGCUGCAAAGGCACAUGGCUUAUUAUAGAAGGGAGGACUCAAAGGGACGGGGACUCCAGCAAAUGCAGCCCUGUUCCAGGAAUUGGGAAGUUUUGUGCUUCACAUGAAAUUCAGGCAUGUGAGCAUCAUUGCCGGAUGCAGUGCCUCAUUGCCAUUGUGGCUUAUCACUUGCUGCUCCUACUUCUGAGAUUGAGACUCCAUUGUUAUAUUCUUUAGCAAUAGGAAAGGAUAAGACCGGGUUUAAUUGCUGUUCAGAUGAUAAAAACUCAAUUGCACACAUAUUUGAAUAUGCAGUGUAGUUUUACACGUCACUCAUGAAUUGUGAAGUUUUUUUUACCUCAUAAGAGGCUUAUUACAUGGGUUGCAUUGGGUCUUUUCAUUGUGGUGGGGUUUUCUGUUGGACAAGGUGGGGUCACAGGGCACAGGACUGGAAGCAUUUUACUGUUGACCACAUCUGUCUUUUUUAAAGUGCCCCCUGAAAUGUGACUAGAAGGCUAGCAAGCCUGUAUUUGUGAAGACUUAAUUAUGUACUUUAUAUAUUCUAUUUACCCGGACUUCCUGUUUACUCCUGGAGAGCAAAAUGAAAACCUCCUGUCAUUUCAAAAUUUUGAGUAACACCAAGUUGUUGGAAUUUAUCUAAAGCCUGUCAUGAUAUGAUCAGAUGCCCAUUGCAUGCAGCUGUUUUAUUCCAGAGCAAAAUACCGAAAUUGUGAUUCUCAGACUGUUAAUUUCUGAGGCAAUUUAGAUGUGUGAAUGUUAAUCCAUGUAUGUAAAUUAGAAAUACUUUUUUAGAUUUCUGUGGGCUUUUAUUAAAAACAAAGAAUUUUUAGGGAUUUACUUAGGCCAUAGAUGGCCGAAUAAUAAUGACAAUAAUAUUACUAAUAAUUAUAGCUGACAUUUAUUGGGCACUUACUGGGUGCCAGGCACUAUUCUAUUUUUUUAAGGAUUUUUUAUAGCUUUAUUGAGAUACCUUAACCAUAAAAUUCACCCUUUUAAAGCCAUGUACAAGUCAGUGAUUUUUUUCAGUAUGGUCGCAUAAUUGUGCAGCUGUCACCAAUAUCUCAUUUUAGAACGUUUUCAUCAGUUUAUAAAGAAACCCCAUGAUCUUUAGCGGUCAGUCCCUGUCCCCUUCUCCCAAGCCCCUGACAACCAGCAGUCUGCUUUCCGGCUCUGUUGAUUUGGCCAGGCACUUUUCUUAAGUGCUUUUCAUGCAUCUUUAAUCCUUAACAUAAAGUGCUACAAUUCUUAUCUUACAAGUAGAAAAUUGAGGCACAGAAAGGCUAAGUAAAUUCCCCAGGGUCCUGUAAUAAAUUGGUUUAUAAUAGGAAAAACACAUUAGAUGAGAGCAUAGUAGGGCACAAUUUUGAAUUGCAUUGUUAGGUACAUGAAAUGAAUACACCACCUCCCCAGGGUAGGUUCCCUGUUAUUAGCCAUUACAACUGAACAUAGACACCUCUCGAUCUUCUUUCCUGAGUAUAAUAGAACACUACGUUAGCAGCAUCGGAGAUAAACAAGAGCAGCGGUACAUGGGGAAGGGUUGGGUUCGCUGCCCUCCCUCCUCCAACCCCUUUUCUCUCCCCUCCGAUUCUACCACCACCACCACACACAUAUACCCCUCCCCUUUUUCUUUUUACAGUCUGAAGGAUAAAACAACUUCUGCCUCUUUAAUUCUCCCAGAGGGAUGGUUAAUGCAUCAAUUUAACUUGUCUUUUCAGGUGUUUAUAGGCAAGGGAUGCAUCUGGUCGCUUAUAGUACCAGUUCUAUUCCUAAGACCUCAGAGAACAGCUGUGUGAGAAUAGCAUGCCCUUUUUAUUUGGAUUACACCAGGUGGGGGGAAUAAAUAACAGAGUAAAGGCUUUGCCUUAAGGAAGUCGGUGUUCCUGCCUGGUAGGAAGUGGCCACACACUGCUCUUGUUCACUCUGUUCUUUCUUUUUUCUGAGCCUUUGUACUCUGUGCCAUCCCUGCUGGUAAUCUUUUGGAACCCCUCAGUGCUCCAUUUUAAUCCUGAUCUUUCCUGUAAAUAAUGAACCUGUGAAAAGAAUAAAUCUGUAAAAUUAUUUGUGAAUGUUAAAUGUGCAAAUAAAAAACAGUGGAAA